AUGUCAUUACUCAAAAUCCUUCUUAUCUUGGUUGUGAUCUCCUCUUCAACCUUCCUUGCCAGCUGCUCUUCAUGGAAUCAAGCCUUCUCCGAUCCCUUCUUUUCCAACACUAUUCCAGAUUAUUUCACCAAUCACGCAUCGUGGCUCUCUCUCAAUUCACCUUCUCUUUCCGCAAUGAAACUAUCAUUAGAUCCCAAUUCCAUGCUCUUUGCUGUCAAUUCUUCUCAGGGAGGAAUUGGACAAUUGUUAAUGAUCAUGGAUCAUUCCAACUCUUCUUCAUCUUUGGAUUCAUAUUUAGCUUCCGUAUCCGCAGAAAAUGGUUUAUGGAAAAUUCUCAUGAAAUUACCAUUCCAAACACGACGACCAUUGAGUGCCAUGAAUAAUGUUCUUACGGCAUUGUAUGAUUCUGUGGGAAAUAACUAUUUUGUUGUGAGAAUGUGUGGCAGUAGUGGUGUUGAUGCCAAUUCUCCUGUUUGUUUGGUGAAAAUUUCAUUACAAAAUUUACAAAGUAUGGUUUUGAAGUUUGACAGUUCUGUGAAAAUGGUGGGAGGUCUUGUCCUGUCCAAUUCUGUGAAUACCAUUCUCGUGAGUACGAAUAGUGGAUUUUAUGGAAUUGAUAUCUCAACCAUGACCAUUCGAUUUUCAAAUGCCAUUUCAACCUCUUUAUCCUCAUUAGGAAAUGUUAUACUUGUCUCCAAUGAGGAAGGAAACGGAAUUGAUUAUGCCUACGCUACUCUCUCCUACACAGUCUAUCGAAUCAAUAUGCAAACUGGACACAUUGCUUCCAGUAUUUCCUUUUAUAGUUUCAAUGCCAUGUACAUGCAUGUUGGAUAUAUGGAAAUUCCAGGUUAUGUCACUGUCUUGAUUGUCAAUGACAAAUUCGAAUACUUUCUCUCCUCUGGUGAUUUACUGAAAAACAUUGUUGGAAAAUCUUUAUCCCUUUCCAAUUUUGGAAUGAAGGAUUGUUCCAUGCCCAUUGGAAAAUUAGACAUGGCCAUUGCCGAUCGAUACUUUUUUAAAUCGAGUGUCUUGUGUUCCAAUUAUUCCUCAAAUCCAAGUAGUAGUAGUAGUAGAAGUAGAACCAGUACCAAUACAGGAGGAGGAGUUUAUUUCCUUUCAUUUUCGAUUGGAGCUGCUCGAGUUGGUCAAAUUCCAAAACUUGGAGAACCUUACAUUCAUUAUGAAUUGAAAAAGGAUUUAAUUUUUACUCAUGAAAUUCAAAAGAAACAUGAUGCAUCGGAAAAAACAAGAAUACCCACCCAUUUGCUCGCCUCGAACGUUUAUUUAGGUCCAAUCGUGUCCGUAUCGAAGGAUCAUUCAGUAGUGGCGUUGUCUAAUCUUCAUUCCUAUGAUUAUGUCGAUUAUAUGAAUAAGGUGAUUGUCAAGACAGUUCCAAAACAAUAUGCUGCAACGACACUUGCUCAAUUUGCAUUCUAUUCAUUGGGAAAUGGAAAGUUUUAUGCGUGUACAUUGGAAUUGGAUUGUCAAGCAUUUUGA
Messenger RNA from Naegleria lovaniensis, 1497 nucleotides. RefSeq lists its product as uncharacterized. The record is from RefSeq and is a predicted model, not a curated record. The transcript has a single exon. Bases 1 to 1497 code for a protein of 498 amino acids. Lineage: Eukaryota; Heterolobosea; Eutetramitea; Acrasida; Naegleriidae.